GCAGAAGCGCCAAUGGGCUGAGCAACGAGCAGCACGUCUUGGAAGAAGAGUUGCAGGAUACAGAAUACCGCUAACUUCUAAGAUCAACCCACCAAGACACCAAGAGCAAGGGACUUUCGUUACCCAAUCGUUCGGGAACCUCUUCCCGUUUCCCAUCAACGAUGUAAAGGAGUUGGUGGUGGUGGAUAUUGUUUUAACUCCUGUAAUCGUUCAAACUGGACCGCUAACGUUAGUCAAUGAUCGGUUAGUUUGUGUUAUUUGACCGACGAGUGCCGCGCUACGAUGUUACGAGUUCAACGGUAUAAAGGAAGAAACGAUAUGAAAACUCGGAUGUAUUGAUAUAUAUCUGAAUGGAACCUAUUACUGUUAUUUGAAGUACAUCGCUUUGGAUACCAAUACGUGUGGGGUACAUUUUCACGGCGGAAAUAACCGCAUCUAGUUAUCCGGCCAAAAAAAAUGUCGUUUUUCAAUUUUCGGAAGAUCUUUAAAUUGGGGCCGGACAAAAAGAAGAAGCAGUAUGAACAUGUGCACAGAGACGAGGACCCGGAGGAGAUCUGGGAGAUCAUCGGGGAACUGGGAGAUGGGGCGUUUGGGAAAGUGUUCAAGGCCCAGAACAAGCUGAACGGGACCCUGGCAGCAGCCAAGGUGAUCGACACCAAAUCAGAAGAGGAGUUGGAAGAUUACAUGGUGGAGAUCGACAUCCUGGCCUCCUGCGACCACCACUACAUCGUUAAACUGCUGGACGCCUUCUUCUUUGAAGGGAAGCUAUGGAUUCUGAUCGAGUUCUGUGCGGGCGGUGCAGUGGAUGCCAUUAUGCUCGAGCUGGAGAGGCCCCUGACGGAGCCCCAGAUCCGGGUGGUGUGCCGGCAGACACUGGAGGCCCUGGCUUACCUCCACGACAACAAGGUCAUCCACCGGGACCUGAAGGCCGGCAACAUCCUCCUCUCCGCCUCCGGCGAUGUGAAGCUGGCUGACUUCGGAGUUUCGGCUAAAAAUACCAAGACGUUUCAGAGGAGAGAUUCAUUCAUCGGGACGCCCUAUUGGAUGGCCCCCGAGGUGGUGAUGUGCGAGACCUCCAAGGACCGGCCCUACGACUUCAAGGCCGACAUCUGGUCCCUGGGGGUGACGCUGAUAGAGCUGGCGCAGAUCGAGCCCCCCAACCACGAGAUGAACCCCAUGAGGGUCCUGCUGAAGAUAGCCAAGUCUGAGCCCCCGACCCUCAUGCAGCCCUCUCGAUGGUCUCCAGAGUUCCGUGACUUUCUGAGGAAGGCGUUGGAUAAGAACGUUGACCAAAGGUGGGGCACAGCCCAGCUGCUGCAGCACCCUUUUGUGUCUAGCGUAGCGGAAAACCGGCCUUUAAGAGAGCUCGUUGCCGAGGCCAAAGCUGAAGUCUACGAGGAGAUUGAGGAGGCGAAAGAAGAGGAGGAUGAAGAAGAGGCAGAGGUCCCUCCACAGGACGCUGGGCACAAGCGGCAGCCGUCGGAUGUCAGCGCCGCCAGCUCGGAGGACGAGAAGGUUCCUCCGCCGGCCGUCUCCGUACUGGAGCCUGUGGCCGAGCGGGCCGAGGCCCCGCCCUCCGCCGUCGCCGCGGACGACGACGACGGCGACGACGGCGGCAGCGGGAAGCUCUCCGACGAGGGGCUGGGCACCAGCAAGUUCGACAAGGACGAGGAAGAGGAGCAGAAACCCCCCGAGGCGUCGGACGCGAGCCGGGGAGACGCCCCCGUCGAGAAGGUCCCGGUCUCAACGGAGCUCCCGGAGGCCGGGUCAGACCAGGGCGCUGUGACCCUACCCCAAGAGUCGUCGGACACAACAACAUCAACAACAGAAGGCGAAGGACAGGAACCGGUGACUGUGAGCCAAGAAACCGGGGAGGAAGAGAGGGAGCCACAAGAGAAGGAGGCCGAGGGGCAGCCAAUCAGCGAAGCGACCAGCGAGGUGAAAGAACAAGACGGAGUACCAAAUGCUGGCCCUCUGCCUGCAGUAACCACAGAGUCUGCAGGGAAACCAGAACAACCAGCUCUUGUGUUAGAGGAAGAGAACAAAAGCCCUGCAGAGGAAGUGCUGCGACAGGAAGCAGAAGAGGAGAGAAAACCGCACCGAGCCGACGAGGGCGACAAACAGGAAAACGAAGAACCAAACCGAGAGUCGAGCGUUAUCGCCGAGGACGGAAACGGCGCCGCCGCCGAAGUGAAGCUCAGCACGGACGAGGUUUUGUCUGUUGAGGCAGCAGAGGAGACUCAGACCAAAGAGGAGAACGCACCGGAAGCAGAAGAGUCUAAAAGCCAAAUCAAUGAAGAAGCCAAAUCCACCCCGAACGGCCCCGAGCCUUCGUACGCCUCGAUGCCGGUACCGGCCGUCCUGGGCGGGGAAGGGACGGCGGCGUCCACCAACGAAGAAGAAAGAGGAGGAGAAGGCGUCGUCUCCGUACCGGACAGCGAGGCCGAGUCGGAGAGCAAGCGGUCGGAGCAGGGCAGCCCGUCGAUCCGGACGGACGCGGGGAAGGACUCUGACUCUGGGAGCAGCUCGGCGGCGGACAGCAGCAGCAUGGACAUCAACCUGUCCAUCUCCAGCUUCCUGUCCAAGAGCAAAGAGGGAGGCUCCAUCUCUAUACAGGACUCGAAGCGGCAGAACAAGACGAUGAAGAAGACGCGUAGGUUCAUGGUGGACGGCGUGGAGGUGAGCGUGACCACGUCCAAGAUCGUCACGGACAACGACGCCAAGAGCGAGGAGAUGCGGUUCCUCAGGCGCCAGGAGCUGCGGGAGCUGCGACUGCUGCAGAAGGAGGAGAAGCGGGCCCAGCUGCAGCUCACCAACAAGCUGCAGCAGCAGAGGGAGCAGAUCCACCGCCGCUUCGAGCAGGAGACCACCGGUAAGAAGCGGCAGUACGACCAGGAGCUGGAGAACCUGGAGAGGAAGCAGAAGCAGACGAUCGAGCGGCUGGAGCAGGACCACACCAACCGGCUCCGGGACGAGGCCCGGCGCAUCAAGGCCGACCAGGACAAGGAGCUGUCCAAGUUCCAGAACAUGAUGAAGAACCGCAAGAAGGAGGUGAAGCAGGAAGUGGGCCAGUCGCCCAAACACUUGAGAAAAGAGCUUAUGAGACGCUUAAAGGAGGACCUGUCGCUGGUUAAAAGCGCAGAGGCAGUGGCCCAGGUUAUGAUUCAGUCUUUUCAGUUGUCCUCUUGCGCACUCUUCAACGCUCAGAUGCAGGAUGAGCAGGAGUUCCUCCAGAAGCAGCAGCAGGAGUUGGACGGAGCGCUGAAGAAGAUCAUCCAGCAGCACAAGAUGGAGAUCGCCACCAUCGAGCGAGACUGCCUCAACCACAAGCAGCAGCUCAUGAGAGCUCGGGAGGCGGCCAUGUGGGAGCUGGAAGAGCGGCAACUCCAGGAGAAACACCAGCAGCUCAAGCAGCAGCUGAAGGACCAGUACUUCAUGCAGAGACACCAGCUGCUGAGGCGACACGAGAAGGAGAUGGAGCAGAUGCUUCGCUACAACCAGCGGCUGAUCGAGGAGAUGAAGAACCGGCAGACGCAGGAGCGCGGCCGCCUGCCCAAGAUCCAGCGCAGCGAGGCCAAGACGCGCAUGGCCAUGUUCAAGAAGAGCCUGCGCAUCACGGCCAGCGCCGGGCCCCCGGAGCAGGAGCGAGAGCGCAUCAAACAGUUUGCGGCUCAGGAGGAGAAGAGGCAGAAGAGCGAGAAGAUGAACCAGCACCAGAAACACGAGAACCAGAUGAGGGACCUCCAAUUGCAGUGUGACUGCAACAUCAGGGAGCUGCAGCAGCUACAGAACGAGAAGUGUCACCUGCUGAUCGAGCACGAGACCCAGAAGCUGAAGGAGCUGGACGAGGAGCACGUCCAGGAGAUCAGGGAGUGGCGGGAGAGGCUGAGGCCCAGGAAGAAGGCACUGGAAGAGGAGUUCACCCGCAAGCUGCAAGAGCAGGAGGUGUUCUUCAGGAUGAGCGGAGAGUCUGAAUGCCUUAACCCCUCCACCCAGAGCCGGGUUUCCAAGUUCUACCCCAUCCCCAACAUGCAUAACUCUGGCUCAUAGUCCACGAGACAAACGGCAUGUCUAGCUACUCAACCACUGUGGCUGUGCUCACAGGCUCCUUCUAGUGGUGCCGGACCCCAUUUUAUUAUUUUCUGACCGUUACUGAUGAAAUGGUAUGUGAUUACUACACUGCACUCUUUAAUUUUUUUUCUCCACCAUUUGCAAUUGUGACAUGCCUGACCACACAGACUUUCACACACAUACACACGUAUAAACACACACACACACAUUACAACACACACGUGCACAUAUUCAAUCACACGCACACACACAUUGUGCCACUGGUUUCCUGGCAUUGGGAAAUGUUGUACAAAGGACAAUCCUUGCUUUCUGAUAGCUUGAUGGAAGAAGACAAAUCGCAUUGUUCUAAUGAUUUGUAAGCACAGCCUCUUAUUGUAUUGAUAAUCUUCAGUGCCUGAUAAGUUACAAACUAUUAUUUAGGUUUUGUUUAGGCUCUUCCCCUCUCAAGGUUACAUGCUGAAUGUCUGGCAGGUCUUGCAGUGCCUACCGUGUAUGUAAAUGUUGAUUUACAACAAACAUCUCCAUAUGUAGGGAUAAUGUAUCAUGCCUUAUUCCAACCGUAUGUGGCCUGGGAAAGGGAAGCUUGGGCACCCACGACCCAACCCUGGAUAAGCGGUUUGAAGAUGAGGAUGAAGCCUUAUUCCAACCGUAUGUUUCUUUCAAUCUGGGAAUCCACUGUUCUGGUGUUGGGGGGGGGGGGGGGGGGGGGGGGCAGGGGCGAAUCCACUAGUGAAGCAGAGGAAGUGAUAAUCCAGACUUUUUUAUUUUUUCACAUACUAUUUAUUUGGUGUGCUGCGUUUAGGAAAUAUCAUGUUGGUUGUUAGUUGGUCUGUGAAGGGGAGGGCCGUUGAUGUUGUCUUGGGAAAGGCACGCCAGAGUUCUGUGUUAUGUGGGAGGUAGUGUGUGCUCCAGCGUUGUCUGACGUGUGCAUGUGGAGGCCAGUGUGGUGCUGUGGUAAUGUGCGUACAUUGAGGAACAUUCCACCCACAAACCCCCCCCAGUAAUGAUGUUUCGCUGUGUUAAAGCGAGGGUAGGCAAUUGUGUUUUUGGGCUUAGUUCACAUCUCUGCAUCCCGCCAGCAUUCAAUAAAUCAAAUGCUCUGACAAAAAAAAAUUAAAAGAUAUGAUAUCUGUGAUUGUCACGGGACUAUAUUACUUGCAUUUGGCCGGAAUGAAAUGAUUGGAUGGCCGACCUGUCUGUCUACUUACCUUCCCGGCUACGGGCUCUCUGUGCAUGAUAGGCAGACCUAUCGCUAAAGCUAGCAUGUCUUGUGUGUUGUGAGUGGCUUUGAAGGGAGGGGUCUUUUGUUGUUGGAUACUUUCAAAAUCUAGCUUACGCUGGAUGUUUUCUCCAAAUUGCCUGCCCUAUCUUUAAAUAGGGGCUUUGUUUUACCAAAAAGGCCAAUUUAAUGCAUACUUAAUUUUUGCUAACCCACAUAUUGCAUAUCAUAAUCACCAUAUUUGUAUUCUGGAGUUAUCAGGUACAAGUUAGACAUUCUUGCAAAGUUCUGUACUUUGAGAUUGUUUCACAUUUGGGGUGCAAAACAACCUUAUACUGAAGGAUUGUAAAGCUGUUUAUUUGCACUGUUGACUAGCCUUGAGCUAAAAGAAUAUGCAAUGCUGUCGUAUGUACGCAGUAUAUAUAUAUAUAUAUAUAAUUUUAUUUUUUGGACGCUAACUGCCCAAAAAGCUUUGCCCUUCUCCCCCCCCCCCCUUCCGAAGCCAUUUCUAGCUCCAAACCUCAUCAGCCGUCCCUGUGUACUGCGUUUUGUGAAGCUGGCAAUGUCAACGUCAGCAUUAUGUUGUCUCUGUACCGUCUGUGUAUGUGUGUAUCAGGUCCAGAGUGUGUGUCAACUCUGUAAUUUUUAAGUGACCACUAAAUGCCUCCAAACAAAGAUCCCGGCAGAAAUGUUAUUAUAGUUUUAUUUUAUUUUUGUUUUAUACACAGUGCACACCUUAAGUAUGCCAGGCUCUUAAGAAUACUGAAAACGACUGCUAGAAUGCCGUUUGUUUUAUUGGUUUAUUAGAAAUGUUUUUUGAAUGCUGGACUUUUAUUGGGAAACACUCCAUCGCCUUCAUAUAUUUCAGAAGCAAAUCUUUUAUUUUAUUAUGUGUGUGGAACCGUUUUGAUGAUUUGAUGGUGUUCCUUCCUACCGCUGAAUAAUCGGAAUGCUUUUUUUGAAGGUCUGAUCAAAUGUAUUUAAGGGGUCUUUAUAAAUGGACAUUUUGUUGUAAAUAAAAUAUCGACCGGA
This is a messenger RNA of Gadus macrocephalus (Pacific cod), 6322 nucleotides long. RefSeq names its product STE20-like kinase a (gene slka). Lineage: Eukaryota; Metazoa; Chordata; Actinopteri; Gadiformes; Gadidae. Bases 457 to 4050 code for a protein of 1197 amino acids. Gene Ontology annotation, biological process: protein phosphorylation. Gene Ontology annotation, molecular function: protein serine/threonine kinase activity; ATP binding. The record is from RefSeq and is a predicted model, not a curated record. The transcript has 20 exons.